AUGGACGGUACGAUGAUACCAGCUGUCGUCCCAACUGAGUUGCGCGAGGCAUAUCGAAAUAGGUUGGGCCGAGCUGCCCAAAAUGUGUUGGCAAUAGUUGACUUCGAUAUGAAAUUUAUAUUUGUUUACACUGGAUGGGAGGGAUCCGCGCAUGAUGCACGUGUGUUCCACCAUGCUGCAAGUGAUCCAAAAGCCCGUUUUCCAUGGCCACCAGAGGGUCAGUAUUAUCUUGUGGAUUCAGCUUAUCCAUGCACUACGGGAUUGCUGCCCCCAUAUCCAAGAGAACGUUAUCACCGGAGUGAUCGUCACAAUCAGAGGGAUUUUCAUGGGUAUAAAGAUUAUUUUAAUUAUCGUCACUCAACAGUUCGCAAUAUUGUAGAACGAACAUUUGGUGUUAUAAAAGAACGAUUCACCAUUCUCUCCAACAUGCCUCCAUAUUCGGUUGGGCGGCAAGGACUGAUUAUUACAGCGUGUUGUGUACUGCACAACUUUAUUAGAACGGUCACCCCCGAUGACUGGAUAUUUCAGACAUAG
Molecule: messenger RNA, 534 nt
Organism: Juglans microcarpa x Juglans regia
Lineage: Eukaryota; Viridiplantae; Streptophyta; Magnoliopsida; Fagales; Juglandaceae
Product: putative nuclease HARBI1
Exons: 2
Coding region: 1-534 (177 amino acids)
Source: RefSeq, a predicted model, not a curated record